UCUUUGCCCUCAUCUCAUUCCACUACACACCUUCAUCGAUUCCGAUCAGCGAACCUCUCUUAAACCCUAAAUCAUGAGACGAGCUUUAUUCAACAAAAUCCCUGUUCGUCACCUCUUAAACCCUAAUCGAUCAUCACCUUCCCCACCUAACCCCAAAAUCAUCAAUUCUCCCUUUUGUAGCUUUGGAUCGAACCUCAGAUUCUUCUCAACUGAAAAUGAGAAUUCAUCGACGGACCAAUCGAAUAUUCCGUCGGAAUCUAACAGUAUUUUGCAACCUCCGUCAAAGGAGCUUGACGUUAAAGAUGUCAGCAAUAAAGAGCUGAAAAUGCAGAUAGAGAAGUACUUCAAAGAAAAGGAUGAAGAGGCAUUACCGGAUGUGGUGGAGUCGAUAUUCAGGAGGAAAAUUACACAAAAGCAUGCGGAUACAGAUGAUGAGCUGCUUGAUGAGUUUAAUAUGCAACCAAUUGAUGGUGUCAACGAUCAAGAGUUUGAGUCGGAUUUUGAUGAGUUACAUGAGACAGAUGAUGAGAUAGAUAAUCUGUAUAACGCAAAAGAUAUUGUGAUCAAUCGAAUGACAAAAGAUGAAUUUUUUUAUAUGGAUGACAAGAAAUGGGAAGGUAUGAUUAAGGAGGCUGUUGAUAGUGGUCAUCUUAAAGAUACUAAAGAGUGUGAGCAGAUACUACAGGACAUGUUCAUGUGGGAAAAACUCCUUCCAGAUCAUCUGAAAAAAUUGGUUGAAGAAAAGUAUAACGAGAUAGCAGAUAUGGUCGAAACUGGCGAGCUUGAACCCGAGCAAGGUUACGAAAUGUAUCAGGAAUUCGAGCAUAACAUGCUCAUGAAACACACUAAGGAGAUAGAGGAAGCGGGUCCCCCAAAAUUUGAUGAGGCGGCUUCUGCUGUAGAGAAGAAGGACAUAGAUGACCCCCCGGGUGAAGGCCCUGUGCUUAGGUGGCAAACACGGGUCGUGUUUGUUCCCGGUGGUGAUUCGUGGCACCCUAAAAACAGAAAAGCAAAACUGGCUGUCACUGUCAAAGAGCUUGGCCUUUCGAAAAACCAGUUCCGUCGACUACGGGAAUUGGUUGGGAAAAGAUAUAACCCAGGAAAAGAUGAACUUACUAUAACCAGUGAGAGGUUUGAGCAUCGCGAGGAAAAUAGGAAAGACUGUCUCAGGACCUUAUUUGGGCUGAUUGAGGAGGCUGGUAAAGCUGAUAAGCUAGUUGAAGAUGCCCGAACAAGCUAUGUGAAGACCAGGCUUCGAGCGAACCAACAGUUCAUGGAGAAGUUAAAUGCUAAGAUCAUGAAAAAUAAAGGAUCUAGUUUGUUGCACGCCUGAUGAUGAGCCGCACACGUGUGGCCAGCCACACAUAUUCAGUCACAAAGUUUUAAGUCGAGAUCAUCAAACUUAAACACGUGCGUGCUAGAUCUGACCCGUAUCUCUAGAUAGUCAACAACUGUUUCAUUUUGGUGUUUAGUACACAAUUUAGAAGAUAAUAUCUUCUUGCCUUAUAUUUUUAAAACCAUAACUUGCACGUUCAUCCAUGUUAUAGAUGGUGUAUUGAUUUGUUGUUCUUCUGCUGCUUUUGUUUCAAACUAGUUUGUAAGCAGAAUUUUUCUCAGUUUAAUAAUAUAGACGUCUGUGUUUCGGUUA
This is a messenger RNA of Helianthus annuus (common sunflower), 1648 nucleotides long. RefSeq lists its product as uncharacterized. Gene Ontology annotation, molecular function: structural constituent of ribosome. The coding region runs from base 74 to 1333 and encodes 419 amino acids. Gene Ontology annotation, cellular component: mitochondrial small ribosomal subunit. The record is from RefSeq and is a predicted model, not a curated record. Gene Ontology annotation, biological process: mitochondrial translation. Lineage: Eukaryota; Viridiplantae; Streptophyta; Magnoliopsida; Asterales; Asteraceae. The transcript is spliced from 4 exons.